AUGAACAUUUUCCUCAUGGCCCUGGGCCUUCUCGGGACGGCAUCCGGCCUGACCUAUACCGAACCAUAUCGUCCUCAAUAUCAUUUCUCCCCUGCCCGAAACUGGAUGAACGAUCCUAGUGGGCUGUUGUAUCACAAUGGCACAUACCAUCUUUACUUCCAGCAUAACCCCGGUGGUAUUGAAUGGGGGAAUUUGUCGUGGGGUCAUGCAAUCAGUCAAGAUUUGACCCACUGGGAAGAGCGCCCUGUUGCUCUACUUGCGCGCGGAUAUCCCAAUAAUGUCACCGAGAUGUACUUUACCGGAAGUGCAGUAGCAGACGUGAACAACACGAGUGGGUUUGGGGUCGAGGGAAAGACUCCCUUGGUCGCCAUGUAUACUUCUAUGUAUCCCAUUGCUCAAGAUUUGCCAAGCGGGAAACAUGUUCGCACAGAGCAGCAAUCUCAGUCAAUCGCCUAUAGUCUCGACGAGGGCGAGACCUGGACAACAUAUGAUGCCGAGAACCCCGUCAUUCACAACCCACCCUCUCCUUAUGCAGCAGAAUUCCAAAACUUCCGGGAUCCCUUCGUGUUCUGGCAUGACGAUACACAGAAAUGGGUCGCCAUCAUAGCUUUGGCUACAGCCCAUAAACUAGCAAUAUGGACUUCUGACAAUCUCAAAGAGUGGUCUUUCGCCAGCGAAUUCGGACCCUACAAUGCUGUUGGCGGCGUGUGGGAAUGUCCCAAUUUGUUUCAAAUGCCCGUCAAAGGACACCCGUCAGCCAAGAAAUGGGUCAUGGUCUUGGGACUCAACCCUGGUGGACCACCUGGCACGGUCGGAUCAGGCACGCAAUACUUUAUUGGCGACUUCAACGGGACAACUUUCGCAGCUGAUCCCGAUAGCAUCUAUCCGGGGAACAAGUCUGCCAACUGGAUGGAUUGGGGUCCGGACUUUUACGCGGCCGCUAGUUAUAAUGGACUUCCUGAUGGAGACGUGGUCCAGAUCGCGUGGAUGAAUAAUUGGCAGUACGUUAGGAUGCUCCCGACAAGCCCUUGGCGAAGCGCCACAUCUAUUCCCCGUCAGUUAUCUUUGAAGAUGGUCAAUAAAAAAGUGACCCUCCUUCAACAACCGCAUCAUAGCUGGCAGGGUGUUGCCAGUCACCAUACCUCGAAGCGUUCCUGGAAAUCGGUAUCGAAAGGAUCAACUAGGCUUCAUUCCCCAGGCAAGGCAUUCAAGCUCAACUUGAGCUUUGAUGAUCAUGACUCCGGCAGUUCUCUGGCCUCUACAUUUGCGAUAGCUGUCCGUGCUAGCUCUGACUUCAAGCAAGAAACACUCAUCGGGUAUAACUUUACCAGCAAAGAAGUCUUUGUGGAUCGGCGAAAUUCGGGAGUUGUAUCUUUUGACAAGACAUUUGCAAGCUUGUAUCACACACCACUGUCAGCGAGCGCGGAUAAACGUAUCAACCUGCAGGUCUUCGUGGAUUGGUCCAGCGUUGAGGUCUUUGGGGGUCAAGGAGAGGUGUCUUUGACGGCUCAGAUAUUCCCAGAGGGAAAUGCAACUGAAGCGCGGUUUGUCUCGGAUGGGGUGACUCGGAAUGUCAGUCUUCAGAUUGAGGGGAUGACUUCGGCGCAUUAA
Messenger RNA from Penicillium robsamsonii, 1611 nucleotides. Its product is annotated as glycoside hydrolase family 32 protein. Gene Ontology annotation, molecular function: sucrose alpha-glucosidase activity. The record is from RefSeq and is a predicted model, not a curated record. The transcript has 2 exons. Lineage: Eukaryota; Fungi; Ascomycota; Eurotiomycetes; Eurotiales; Aspergillaceae. The coding region runs from base 1 to 1611 and encodes 536 amino acids. Gene Ontology annotation, biological process: sucrose catabolic process.